AUGCUGGCAGUUGCUUCUUUGUCUGACUUUAGUGCUUCAGUUGGUAUGCUGUCAGGUCCUACUUCUUUCCCACUCUUCAUUUGUCUGAUGUCCAUUCUGAUUCCUUUGAUCGUUGUUGGACUCUUGUCUUUGGGAAUAUAUUUGUAUGCUGUUUUGAUUCAUGGUAAAUUCACUGGGACUGGUCUAUUCAAGAGUUCCUCAAAGUGUUCUACCCAUCUGCUUUUGGUCUCGGUGGUUGGUUUGCAUUCUUUGUCCUUAACCGGUUUCUCUGGUUUACAAUAUUUUCCUGCUAGUUUCUUCGUUGCAUCAUAA
This is a messenger RNA of Schistosoma margrebowiei, 312 nucleotides long. The record is from the annotation of a GenBank genome assembly. NCBI's taxonomy places the organism in Eukaryota, Metazoa, Platyhelminthes, Trematoda, Strigeidida, Schistosomatidae.